Molecule: messenger RNA, 546 nt
Organism: Prunus armeniaca (apricot)
Lineage: Eukaryota; Viridiplantae; Streptophyta; Magnoliopsida; Rosales; Rosaceae
Source: the annotation of a GenBank genome assembly
AUGGCGUCCACUGAGUUACGCACUUUGAAGCGUGACUUUGAAAGGAUGAAGGAUGAAUUCGCCAAAGUUGUCAGUUCAAAUCGAGCGCUUCACAACAGAGUGCAUGAGUUGGAAGAAAUGGUACGGAGGGAGUCAUCCAAAGUUGAAAGAAAUAACAAGUGUGUGGAGGAUUUGCGCAACACAGUGGCAUCAAUGGAGCAUUAUUUUAAGCUGGAGCUAGAGCAGCUGCGAAAACAAGAUGGGGUGAAAGAAGCUGGGGAAGGACAUGAGGACCUCGAUACUCCUCAUAUGAAUGAAGGAGGAGGUGACAAUGAAUUGUCGCCAUUACAUGACAAUGUCACUCCGCCCACAAAAUCGGCAGCAAUGGCAACACAAGUCCCCAGUGAUGGGAGCCGAACACCUUCCGCAGCCAUGGUCACUCCAGUUCCUGACUUACAAGUGCAUGAAGCAGCGCGCAUGCACAAUCCGAGAAGCGGCCUACCCCCGGAAGAUGUGGACGGUGUGACGAAAUCUGCCAAAGACUUAGUUUUUGUUUUAGAAGAUUGA